AUGUUAAAUAAUGGUUGGAAUGAUAGAAAUGGACUCGGUCCAUAUGGUUCUGGUUUAAAAUAUCCCGUAAAAACGAUUUUAAAGAGAGAUCGCCGGGGAUUAGGUGAAAAACCAUAUCAAAAACCAAAAAUAACACAUUUUAAAAGUAACGAUAUAAAUGAUCAAAAUGAAUGUGACGUUGCUAUAAACAAAUUACGAAGUGAUUUAAGAGUUAAAGUUAAUGAGUUACGUGAUUUGGAACAUGCUACACCAGUACCAGGAUUAAUGUUAAAACCACUAUCUCAUGCAGAAAUGUCUGCUAUCAAUAAAUUAUGUGGUAAAGAUUAA
Molecule: messenger RNA, 327 nt
Organism: Cotesia congregata
Lineage: Eukaryota; Metazoa; Arthropoda; Insecta; Hymenoptera; Braconidae
Source: the annotation of a GenBank genome assembly